AAUUAACUUCCGGUUGCGACCAUUUGUUCCUUGACAACAAUGUAAAUUCAGUAAAGUCUGUCCAAAAAAAGUACAAAGUUUACCUAUUUCAAUGGUGUCAGUUCUUUGAUAAUUGCAAAACACAAAAAUGUACGACAGAGCACCAAGAGAUUUGAUAAAAACUAUAGGAUCUACUCCUGGUAAUGUUGGACCAGGAACAUAUGAUUCAAGUGUCCCCGCAAAAGCUAGACUCAAAGCAGAUGGAUAUGCUCCUUUCUUGUCUAUGACCAGUAGAGAAACAUUUUUGAAUAUUAAUGACCAGACUGUAGCAGCACCAGGACCUGGACAUUAUGAUCCAGGAAUUGCCCAAGAUGUGAUUGUUGGUGGUAAAACAUUAGCAAAUAGAUCCAAACGCUUUAGUGAAAUCAGUACAGAGAACCCAGGACCUGGAACUUACAGUACUGAAAAAUAUACAGAGUUCAGGACAGCAAAGUCUGCUCCAAAUAUACUUACAAACAAAGAUAAAGCUGGAGCACUUUUGACAAGUAGAAUAAAGUUCCACAGAAAACCAGAGGCCCCAUCUAUACCCAUGCCUGGUCAGGCCUAUGGCUAUGAGGAAUGUGAGGAUGGUACACUUAAAAAACAAGACCCACCAGACAGAGAUGUGUCUAUUGGACCAGCUUUCUAUAAACCAGCAGUUACUGAAACAAAGACAACCAAGACUUACAAAGGUAUUCAUUUUGGUAACUUGGCAUCAAAACGUCUUGAUUUAAGUAAAGGCAAAAUGGGCCCAGGACCUGGUGAAUAUGAACCUUACAGAGAUGCCAGUAUGAAAGCUGAGAAUUUAAAUUCCCAAGCGGAAGAACAAGCUAGAUUUGAAGCCAGAAUUCCACGUUAUCAUGAGGCUAUUCAGAAAGAUGUUGAAAAGAAGGGAGUUCCCGGACCAGGGAAGUAUGAUGUUAAGGGUGUAUUUGAUCCUGAACCUCCUAAAGUUAACACAGAGGGAAUCGAAGUAGAACAUCCACCAUUUAUGUCACAAUCCAAGAGAUUUACACCCUUGAAGAAAGUUACUCCAUCACCAGGAGCAUACAAUGAUCCACGUAAUGCGUUUGAAUCAAUGAAAAGAGUAACAGGAUUGAAAAGAAGUCCAUUUGGACAGACAUCUGUAAGAUUUGAACCAAAAGGUCACAGAAAAAAUCCAGGUCCCGGAGCAUAUAAUAUUGUUGGUAUGGGUUCAGAGAGCAUGAGAAAGGCCUACAUUGAGAGUACUCGGAAGGGUGUAUUUGGAACCACAUCUGUCAGGAUAAAACCCAUUACCAAAAAAGAAGAGGUUGAAGUACCAGGUCCAGCUCAUUACCAAAUAAAAGAGAAACCGUUUAGGACAAAGUAUCCAAACCUGACGUCUACAUUUGCAUCAGUAACGUCAAGAGUUGUUGAGCCUCCACCAACAGUUAAGGAACUGCCACCACCUGGUUCCUAUGAAGUAAGCCAAUCCUACCAAAAAUCACAGGUUAGAAUAGAAAGAGCCAAACCACGAACUGAUGAUGCUGGUAGAAAACAAGGAUCAUUCUUAACUGCUGCUUCAAGAUUUGCACCUGCAAGAGAUACAGUGGUACUACAGCCUGAUCUAGAAAAUCCAGGGCCAGGUGCAUACAGUAUGAAAGAUACCAUCACUAAAAAGGGAGGACUUAUGGUGACUAAAGACAAGAGAUUUAAAGAAAUGAAGGAAGAUGGACCUGGACCAGCAGCAUAUGAGUUUUCACCAAUCAUCCAGGACACUGUAUUGAAAGGAACAUUCAAUGCCACCUUAUCCAAUCCUAUUGCACCUCAAAUGGAUAUGUCAAGUCAUGUGGGAAGUUCUGUGAAACACCAAUUUCUUUUGGGUGUGUGAGUAACAUCAGAAGACAAUGAUUUAAAUUUGAAACCGUCCACAUUUAUACUUAGAUGAUCAGAUGAUCUUGUCAAGACAGUUUUGCUUCAAGUAUUUUAUUGUAUGAAAAGAAGUACAAAUCAUUGUGUAAUUUUAUGAAUUUUUAUUUCUAUAAUAAUGUACACUUACUGUGAUAUAUUUUUUAUGUGAUAUGAUGACAAAACACCAGAUACCUUUUAUGGAACUUUAUUGUAUAGUUUAUUGUCGUGCUGAUUAUUUCAGUAAAUGUUAUAUUUUUAA
Molecule: messenger RNA, 2149 nt
Organism: Mytilus californianus (California mussel)
Lineage: Eukaryota; Metazoa; Mollusca; Bivalvia; Mytilida; Mytilidae
Product: sperm-tail PG-rich repeat-containing protein 2-like
Exons: 12
Coding region: 128-1870 (580 amino acids)
Source: RefSeq, a predicted model, not a curated record